Messenger RNA from Protopterus annectens (West African lungfish), 4444 nucleotides. It is a transcript of the gene EGLN3, whose product is annotated as egl-9 family hypoxia inducible factor 3. Gene Ontology annotation, biological process: peptidyl-proline hydroxylation to 4-hydroxy-L-proline; cellular response to hypoxia. Bases 200 to 1141 code for a protein of 313 amino acids. NCBI's taxonomy places the organism in Eukaryota, Metazoa, Chordata, Ceratodontiformes, Protopteridae. Gene Ontology annotation, cellular component: cytoplasm; nucleus. The transcript has 5 exons. Gene Ontology annotation, molecular function: ferrous iron binding; L-ascorbic acid binding; peptidyl-proline 4-dioxygenase activity. The record is from RefSeq and is a predicted model, not a curated record.
UUGGGGGCGGGCUUUAAUGUCUUAGCCGCUAUCUGCAUUGAGCGAACAUGGGAUUUCCCACGUAUAGCUGAGAGGUACAGCUGGCCUAAUGUAUAUUAUGCAGUCAGUGCAACAUGGAAUUCUACACGUACAGCUGAAAGCUAAGCAAUUCAAAGUGAGCACGCUGGCUUGACAAAACAGAGAAGUGCUAGCUAUACCAAUGGAUGCUAUUGAAACAGACCGUUUAGAAGGUACCAAGGAGACAGUCAGUGACCUGGAGAAUUCAAAACACAUUUUCAGAAGCUCAAACCAGAUAGAAAAUGGCGAUGUCAUUAAUUCAGAAUCUGACGACUUGUGUGCUGAAAAGGUAGGGGCUUGCAUGACCGGAGAUGCUUCUAUAAAGCUAAAUGAUAUGAGUCAUAUCAGUGUUGCCAAUAAAGCAUCCAAGAAAAGUAAGGAGCACAGGAGAAUGAACUCGCAUCGUCUAGUUACGCAGUAUAUAGUGCCAUGUAUGACCACAUACGGUUUAUGCACAGUGGACAAUUUUCUAGGACCCAAAAUGGGUGACAAAGUACUACAAGAAGUUUCUGCUCUUCGUUUGAGUGGUAAAUUGAAGGCUGGAAAACUUGCAGGUCAACAAUCCGACGCAAAUAGUGCGAUUCGUGGCGAUAAAAUAAUGUGGGUACAGGGCAAUGAGCGAGGUUGCGAAAAUAUAGGCUACUUACUGUCCAGGAUGGAUAAACUCAUCAUGCAUGCUGAUGGGAAGCUUGGACCUUACAGAAUCAGAGGAAGACACAAGGCAAUGGUUGCUUGUUAUCCUGGGAAUGGAACAGGCUAUGUUCGGCAUGUAGACAACCCAAAUGGUGAUGGGCGGUGCAUCACAUGCAUUUAUUAUCUGAACAAGAAUUGGGACGCUAAGGUGAAUGGUGGAGUUCUUCGAAUAUUUCCUGAAGAAAAAUCAUAUGUAGCAGACAUUGAACCUAUAUUUGACAGAUUGUUAUUUUUCUGGUCUGACAGAAGAAAUCCUCAUGAAGUACAACCUUCAUAUUCUCUAAGGUACGCCGUAACUGUGUGGUAUUUUGAUGCAGAAGAAAGAGCUGAAGCAAAGAAGAAAUUUAGAAUUUUGACUGCUACAGAACAGGAAGAAAACUUUUCCCAGUGAAUUGUCAUUGGCACCAAAGGAUGUGUACAAACUGCACAGUGCCGAAAUACGAUGCAGUGGAGAGGGUCAACGUUCGCUACCCUGAGUCUUGGGUCGGUCCAGUCUGCUUGAACACGAUGGCUUUGUCUUCCUCUUAUCUUGCCCAGCAAUACUGACUGCUACCCCUCAUUGUGUAGCUACAGUCAGUGGAUGGUGUUGUUCCAUAGUGCAACGGUUACUGUAUAGAACCAAGUCCUUCCAUUGUGCACAUGCAGCUUACGUUAGUUUAGAGGAUGCAGUCAUUACAUCUGGGCCUUAUCUGCACUUUAAGUAUUUUACAAAAAAAAUGUCCAUUUUCAUAAUAAACACUUGCUUAGAUGGUUAGUAGGUGAAUAUUAGUAUUGUUACUGGGUGAAGAUAUUUUUUCUUAUAAUGUCUUUAAAUAUGUUCAGUUAUAGCAGAGACUGUCAUUUACUUGGUGCAUUUAACUUGUAUCUGGUUAUUUAUAUUGCAUCAUACUUCAUCAGUAAUCAAAAAUGCAUGUGAGUUUUUCUGAGUGACAGAGUGUUUUGUUAAGAUUUAUUUAAUUGAUUGUAAUGCUUAAAGCUACAUACCUCUUUUUUUCCAUUUACCUUCAUUAAACUGAGAUUAAAAUUAAAUCUUUAAAACUUAUAACAUAUAAACUUAUAGUUUUGACAUUUUGAUUUUUAGAAAUCAUUCUUUUGGCCAUGAGAUGUCUAUACUUAUAUGUUUUUAAAGGUUAAGCUUUCUGUAGCUGCCUCUGAAAACAGCAUGUGAAUGUAUUCUACUAGUUGUGGACCUCUGUUUCCUGGUCUGCAGUUUUUAGAAAUUCACCAAAGUACAGAAGAACAACAUUUAUAUCCAUGUCUUGUGUGCUAAUCUAUCGGAUAUUGAUUUUGGUGCAUAAAAUCCUUAGCAUCUUCUUUAUAGUACUACAUUCUUCCUUCCAUUCUGUGUCGGGGAGACCUCAAGUAGGCUUAGAGACCAGGAUCUGAACACAGUCUUGUUGAGGUAUUUCCUAUAACUUCUGAAACGACAAGUAAUGCAUAAGAUAUGCUGUGGCUUUCUUUGCACAGCUUGCACGCCAUUAUAUAUGGUACUGUACUUACAAAAAGUCUUUAAAUUACUAAGAGGAAAAAUAUUUCCCAUCAUUAGUGAUGCUUUUAUUCGAUUAUCAGUUUACUGUAUCUGUUGCACUGCCUAAAACUGUCUUUUACUUUAACCGUUGGCGUUUGCACUUGUACACAAACAAGUGGUUUUACAACUGACGGAUACCAUUUGUUUCUUUUUCCAAGAAUGUCUGUUUUUGCGCUAACAGUUGCUAUCUGCAGUCACUGUUACUGCUUCCUUUACAAAAAUCGGGUCACAUCUGAUGAUUCUGGUAACUGAUAAGAUUCCUAGAAACAGACAGCAGGUUGCUCUCCUUAGGGCUUUCUAGAGGAAAAUGGAAAAGCAAUGUCUUUUUAUUCUUUGAUCUUACACGUGAUCCUCCAUUGUCCCACACACUUUUUUUUAAUAUUCACUGCUUUGCCCUUUUUUAUGUAUUUAUUUAUUCUUUGAAACAUGGGCAGCCAGCAGGCGUGAAAUAUGCUAGUGAUUGUUUGUCCUUCAGAGUAACAUUACUGAAUAUAGAGGUAUCCUUCCUAUGCAGUGGGUAUGUUGCAAGGUAACAAAGAUUACCAAAAACCAUACAGUGGCAGUCACUUUUAUUUCAGGGAGAUACCAAAGUAUUCCAUAGUUCCUUCCAAUGACUGUAAGCAAACCUGGGUACAGCAUCCAUGACAGACUUGAAGUAAAAGAAAAAUACCAAGGCCCGCAUCACUACAAAAUAAAUUUGUUGCAAAUUGUUGUUUUUAUGCAGAUAUAUAUAUAUAUUUUUUUUUGUCUAAAUGGACCCCUUAAAAAUUCCUAGUGUAAAAAUAGCCCUGUGAUUCUCAAUUUGCUUGCUGAUUUAUCUGACACUUUCUGGUGAAAAGAGCUGGUGUAUGAAGUCGACAUUUGUGUGGAACGUAGAAUUUUUUUUCUGCUCAGUUUGUAGAGGUUGUGCCUUCUAGCCUUACUCUUUUUUUCUUUUGUACAAUGUAGUUUAAUUGCUGAAGAUGCACUGUUCAUAACAGGGUUCAGGUUGCUUAGUUAUACACUAGAGAAUUAAAGACUGCUUUAAUUUAAUGUAUAGCCAUUUAGCACUGACGUGGGCACAUUUCUUACUUUAGCUAAUCUGUCUGUGAACUACAGGUCGUACAGCAGACACAGCUGUUUCUCUUCUGUUUCCCACGGAGAUGCAGAUGCAGUGUUUUCCCCAUGUGAAUGAUUUUUGUUUUAUGUUGCUGUGAACCCCCUAGUAAUUUUCUUUUGUUUUCUGUAAUGUGCACAUUUGUACCAUGGAACUGCCGUUUUUUUUACUGUAUCUUAUCAGAAUGUUGAAAUGUUUAGCCACUGUGACAAAUUUGUUCAAUUGCUUCGUAGUCUGCUUUUGGGUUGUGCUCUAAUAAAUGUUGAGUGAAAAGCAGGCAUGAGAGGAGCAACAACGCUUUCUGAAAGCAAUACAUUCCUAUGAACCAGCUGGUGAAGUGGAUUAGGAAUUUGCCAUAACUUUAAUUAUAAAUAUAUAUAAGGACUGUUGAAAAUUUAUCUUCAAAAAAACUAUCCUGUGACUAGAAGGGAAUGUUUUAAGUGGGAUAAGGUACUGUAUGUAGCUUGUUUAUUUAAAUAAGUAAUGAAACUUGCAUCAGCUGCAGCAGUCAGUAAUGUCUGCCACCUUUCACACAAAGUAUCCCUUUCACUUCCAGUCAUUAUUUCCUAAUGGAUGCCAAUCAGUAAUUAGUUUGUUCCUGACUAAUAUGUAAUAGUACAUUUCUGCAGGGAUUCUUAAUUUAACUUGAAUAGGAUUUGUUUUAUUACUGAGGACUGCUUCCUUUGGGAAUCUCGGAAUAGAUUUAUUUCACUCCAGUACAUGAGAAACCUGCAAAAAGGAAAAAGGAUGCAUUUUCAGUCGUGAUAAUCUCUGUGUUUCCUAAAAAAGUAAUACUUGUUAAGGUCAGGAACACAAAACAAAUACUACUACACUUCUCAAAGGAACACAGUCUCACUUAGAAGGCAUUCCUUGUUGAAAUCUUGAAAAAGCUUGUUAUUUGUUAAUUUUUGUAAAUUCCUUACUAGUGUUACCAGAUUGUAUGCUGGUCAUCAAUUCUGGAAGUUGAAUAUUGAUAAAACAUUCUAUAAUAUUUUGCCACCUUUUUGUACAGUAUGUCAUGUUUGAAGAAUAAAAUUGUCCCAGAGUCCAGCGCCCUGGGUUGCACUAAA